GUUCGCGGUCCAACCAACUUUCCAGCUUCAUUUUUUCCAGUUCAUUAUUUCUUGACAGAGCACACCACAGCACAACAAGGUCUUGCCAUCAAUAGCUAGCUAGUCCAUAGACAACCUCCAACUACAUAAUCAUGGCGGGCAAGAACAAUAAUAAACGACAACAUCAGUAUUCCAAAGCUAGCAAGAAGAAGAAGCUUAAAAAGGGAGAGGAACUUGAAAUUGACGAACGAGAAUUGGAUCGAUUUGCUGGAUCCAGUGAUGAGGAAGGGGAACAUAAUGGCAAACAAAAGAAAAGAGUGGAUGAUGAUGAUCAAGAGGAUGAAGCAGUUGUGAGUUUGGCAUCCUCCAGUGAUGAGGAAGAUGCUGACCAAGAGGAAGUAGCAGGCUCUUCCAAGAAACAGAAAAAGAAGAAACAGGCAAAAAUGACCAAACAGAAAAAGAAGGUGGAACACAAAUCAUCAGAUGAGGAAGAAGAGGAUGCACAAACUGAGGCAAAACAUGACGAUGAUGAUGAAGGUGUCGUUGGAGAUGAAGAAGAUUCGGAAAGUGAAGAAGAGGACGAUUUUUUCGACAAUAAACACAAACAGGGAGCCGCGGGAAUGGCCAAUGCCAUGGCCAAAAUUCUGGGAACAACUUCCACACAAAAGUCGUCAGCCGUCUUGUCCAAAACCACCACACCCCUCCAACGACAGUUACAGCAAGAAAAAGAAGAGGCACAACAGCGCAAAGACAAGCGACAAGGCAAAGAAAAAGAACCACUGCCGGCACUCCACAUUCCCCUUUCCGUGGCCACGUCUCUGACACUAAAUGAAGACAGCAAAAGUAGUGUCGCCCAGGAAUUGGAACAAGAACGACUCCAUCGACGUGUGGCCACACGAGGUGUAGUGGCACUGUUUAACGCUGUGGCACAACAUCAACAAGAACGAAAGAAAAAGCAAGAAGAAACGACACAUGUCAAGAACAAGGAGGUACAGAAAAUGACCAAACAUGGAUUCUUGGAUAUGAUCAAGACUGCGGCAGCCGCCAAUACAACUGGCAACAAGAACAAGGAGGAAUCAUCCUCUAAAAACAACAAGUCCACCAGCAAAUGGGCUGCCAUGCAGGAGGAUCUGCUGCUCAAUCCAAAAAAGAAUUGGGAUGAAGAAGAGGACGAUGAUUCACUGGACAAUGACAGCAACAAUGAAAAAGAUAUUGAAGAUAUGAAGAGCGAAAAGGAUGAUGAUGCUGAUGAAAAGAAAGGAUCCUCCAAGGACGGAGCCAGUGGUAAAAAGGGCGAAGCGAGCAAGCACAAAAAGAAGAAACGAAAGCAAUAAACAAUACUGUAG
Seminavis robusta is the source of this 1325-nucleotide messenger RNA. Lineage: Eukaryota; Bacillariophyta; Bacillariophyceae; Naviculales; Naviculaceae. The record is from the annotation of a GenBank genome assembly.